UGUUGGAUGUUAAGGUCAAGGUCGAAAUUGGUAAUUUAGUUCGAAUUGGGAAAUCGGGUUUGGGGCGGAUUAAUGUCAAAAUUUGUGACUGAUUGUAUGGCAGCAAAAUUGGUUAGUUAUGUCUCUGGUUCUGGUAAGUAAUUUAGAUGCAUUAGGUUAUGGUGGUCCCUUCGGGCGGUUUAUGGGUUGACUUCUUGGAGUUUGGUUUCGAGUGUUAGCUUCAAGAGAAUUUGGGUGUGCACGUCUUGGGCAGGCAGAAAAUUGGGCGCGAUGAAGAUGGUACGGUUGUGGAGUUUGGGUGACUUUAUAAACUUGCUUUGGGGAGUUGGGUAAAUAUCUAGAAUAAUCUUGGAGGUUCAAAGUGUCGGCUAGAAGAUAAAAAGAGGCUUAUUUGCAUCGGUUGUCAAUUAGGUCGGGAUGAUAAUUAAUAGAGGGCUGUGCGGAGUAUCUAUGCAAUUUAUCAAAAUGUUCAGAUAUGGAAUCUGUGGUAUAAACAUAUUUGAUGAGAUGUGGUUAGAUUUGAUUAAAUGGGUCGUAGGUACUGAGUGUUUAAGAAAUAUUUGAAUGGACAUAUGUGAAAUUAUGGUGGUUCUGACCAGUCUUGGAAGUUAUGGCUUGAAGUUGCGAGUGAUCGGGUUAGAAUAAUGGGAAUCAUUGGGUUAUUGUCAUGGAGUUAUUUAACAUGUUUUGUCUCAUUUAUUUUAGAAGUGUUAGGUUAUUUAUUUUUCAUACUUAUAGAUUGUAUAGACUUCUGUUAGCUUUCGAUCAGUUUUGCUCAACUCAGUUGUGUAGUUCAGGGGAGCGGUGCUUUUAUGCUUGACUUUGCCAAAAACUGACUGAGGUUGAUUUUGUGAAAAACUUGACGGUUGUUUUCUGCACUAUUCUUUGUAUCUGAACGUAAAAAUAAAGUAUUUUUGUCAUGACUUGUACACAUGAGCAUUUUUGGUACUUUGUACACAACCGCAUAAAAAUGAUGAUGCCUGAAAUUUUUAUGUGAAUAUAUGAUAUUUAUCUAUUCAAUACUUUGUUGUAUUAUGGUAUUGUAUUUGAAAACCAUAUGGCAUAAAUUUUUGUUUUUGCUUUUGUUCUGACCUUACCAUGGGUGUAAAAUUGUGGCCUCUGUUAUUACGCUGGUACCAACAUCUCUAUUGGUAGGUCUUUCCUAUAUGCACGCUUGGUGCACCGAAUUUAAAAGGGGGAGAUUUCAAGUUCUGUUUUUACCUAGUUGGCUGCCGAGGUUUGCACAACCUUGCCACGGGAGUAAACAUGGCUUCUAUUUUGUUAUGAUGUUGUUUCAGUUAUGCUUUUGCCAAAGGUCUUUUGUCUAUAUUAUUGUAAAUAAAUUUUUUUGAUAAGUAAUUAUUAUUAUAAAUAUACAUUUCUGAAAUAUCGCUAUGUUAUUUCGAGACUUUGUUUUGUUCAGCAUUUUGUGACUAGCUCAUGGUUAUACAUUGGUAUAGGUUCGCUACUUACUGAGUUGUUGAUAACUCACCCCUUUAUCUCCACUAUUUUUCAGAUGACUUUGAUGAUUGUGAUAGUUGGAAUAAAUGACAUGUGACAAGAUUAGAAGAGAAAUGUGUGAUAAGUGUCAUGUGGCAUAACUAGUUUUGUUAGAUUUUGGGAUAAUAUUUAUUAGUGUUUAGUUUAUUUUCUCUGGAAGGGUUACCUAUAAAAAAAAAAAAAAAUUCUCUGGAAGAGUUGUUGGGAUAAUUAAGAUUGGAGGAUUUUUGUAUCUAAGUUCUUAUUAUUGUGGAUUUCAAGUUAGAAGGGUUCGCCCCUGGGUAUGUGGUGUGACAAUCAUACCCUUCAACCUUCCCUUUGAAGAAGCUUAACAUAUUGUUUUAUCAUGUGAUGUUCAUGCUGUGACACAUGCUGCCCCACUGGGAUAGUGAUGUUCUAUGGCCUCAAAUAUGGUAACUGGAGCAGCAAAACUUUACAGAUCUGGUCCUCUUUUUCAUUAUUGUCUCUUCCGACUUACUUCGCUUCACCGAUAUUCCUCACUCCCACCACUAGAAGAAUCUUUAAAAGCUGCAGUUGCAGUCAAAAUGUACCAAAAGAUUCCUGACCUUCUUUCUUCAAAAGAAGCCAUCCAGAAUCCAAAUCCAUUCUCAUUCCUCUCGACCUUUCCUCGGAACAUCAGAAUGCAAAUCAUUGAUGAAAUUUUGCAGUCUUUUAUCCCUCUUAGACCUCGCUCUCGUCCCUGGAUAGCCUAUGCAUGUCUUCUUUUAUACACACUCCAAAGCCCCAAACCCCUCCCUCUUGCACUUGCCAUUCUUCAAAGAAUGCUUUACUCUGGCUGCAUCCCUGUCCUGCAAACUCAUCUCCUCCUCUCCUCAGCAUGGCUGGAACGCCGAUGCCAAUCUGAAUGUGUCCCUAACAUCCUAUUGGAGAUGCAAUCAAUUGGAUAUCGUCCUGACUGUGGUACAUGUAAUUAUCUGAUAUCAUCUCUCUGCCGUGUUGAUCAAUUGGUGGAGGCAGUUAAAGUUUUGAAGGGCAUGGUUGGGGCAGGAUGUGUUCCUGAUUUGGAGAGUUAUGGCAUUGUGAUUGGUGCACUGUCUACAGUCAGAAAAACUAACGAUGCCACAGAUAUGCUGAAGGAAAUGGUGGCAAAAAUGGGAUUGAUGCCAAGGCAGGCAACAGUGGUAAAGGUAGCAGUAGCAUUGCGGGCAAACAGAGAGAUAUGGAAAGCAGUUGAGAUGAUUGAGUUCUUGGAGAGAGAGGGUUCUGCUGUUGGGUUUGACAGCUAUGAGGUUGUCCUUGAGGGUUGUUUGGAGUGUAGUGAGUAUAUUUUGGCUGGAAAGGUUGCGAUGGGGAUGGCAGAGAGAGGUUUUUUACCGUAUAUCAAGGUCAGGCAAAAGGUGGUUGAGAGGCUUGCUGGUAUUGGGGAAUGGGAGCUUGCUUGUACUGUUAGGCAAAGAUUCUCAGAGUUAAGGUCUUAGCACAUUGCAGUUGCUUUGGGAGUGGGCUAGGUAAAGCUCAAUCUGGGACGGACCUAGUAAAUUUUGCAACAGCAACUAGCUUCUGAACUUUGGUGUCAGUAUUAUUUUGUCAGGCGCUCAGCUGCAUUACCUUCCAUGGAAAAUGUUGCUGCUCAUACCUGCAACUGAUGCUCAAGAGGGGCGCCCAACUCCUUUUUAAAAUGAACAGGAAGGAGUACUCAAGCUUGUUACAUUGCAAAACUGGAGUCCUUGUGUUUCUGUUCCUCCAGCUAGACCAUUAGAGCAAAAUAUAUUCCGGAUUGAAAGAAAUACAUGAAUGGAGUUUAAAUCCUUCACGUAUUAGAAAGCAGCCCGAUGUUUAGCUAUGCAUAGGAAAUCCUUUUUGGAGGUCGAUUGACUGUCAUGGGAAUGAGUAUCCCCCUUCAAUCCAUUGUCCUUUGCAGUUACAGUUGACAAGUCUCUUUUUUGUUUCAGUUACAGUGGACAAGUCUCGGUUUUUCGAAUAUACAUUACAUGUGACAUUUGGAAACUUGGCAAUAGAAAAACAGGUUAAUUAUGGAAAAUAUUAGGAAAAUUUAUACUGAAAUUAAGAAGCGAAGGUACACAGUGGAAGGUUGCUGUUAAUUUGUUGAA
Carya illinoinensis is the source of this 3572-nucleotide messenger RNA. RefSeq names its product pentatricopeptide repeat-containing protein At1g06270. The coding region runs from base 1899 to 2939 and encodes 346 amino acids. Gene Ontology annotation, molecular function: protein binding. The transcript has 2 exons. The record is from RefSeq and is a predicted model, not a curated record. NCBI's taxonomy places the organism in Eukaryota, Viridiplantae, Streptophyta, Magnoliopsida, Fagales, Juglandaceae.